Molecule: messenger RNA, 4852 nt
Organism: Octopus bimaculoides (California two-spot octopus)
Lineage: Eukaryota; Metazoa; Mollusca; Cephalopoda; Octopoda; Octopodidae
Product: sodium/mannose cotransporter SLC5A10
Biological process (GO): transmembrane transport
Cellular component (GO): plasma membrane
Molecular function (GO): D-glucose:sodium symporter activity
Source: RefSeq, a predicted model, not a curated record
GCACUCAUCUCUCAUCCUGUUACUCACAAAAUAAUUAACCAAUGAUUUACCUGUACAGAAAGAGAUCACACACGGUUAAAUAUUUUAGCUGAUAAGUGAGCUUAAACAGAGAUACACAUAUAACUCGAAGAAACAUAAACAAAAGCAAAGAAAAAGACAACGAUGGCAGGGGAUACAAUCAGUGGAACGGCCCUUCACUGGGGCGACAUUGUUGUUAUCGUAGCUUAUUUUGUCAUCGUCAUCGCAGCUGGGAUUCUUGCCUCCUGUGGAAACAGAGGAAGUAUCAGAGGUUAUUUCUUAGCAGGUCGGAAUAUGCACUGGAUCCCGGUAGGGGCUUCACUUUUUGCAAGUAAUAUUGGAAGUGGACAUUUCGUUGGACUUGCUGGCUCUGGAGCGGCAACAGGGAUAGGAAUUGCUGCAUUUGAAUUAAACGCAAUAUUCAUUCUCAUACUGUUGGCAUGGGUGUUUGUACCAGUUUACAUUUCUGCCGGGGUUUACACUAUGCCGGAAUACAUAAAUAAGCGAUUUGGUGGAAAACGGAUACACUUAUAUCUCAGUUGCUUGGCUCUACUUCUUUACAUUUUUACAAAAAUAUCUGCUGAUUUGUACUCAGGUGCUCUGUUCAUCACUCUAGCUGCCAACAUGAAUAUCUACCUUGCUGUACUAAUACUGCUUGUAAUAUCUGCAUUAUUCACCAUAGGAGGUGGGCUAACUGCUGUAAUCUGGACAGAUUUUGUGCAGACAUUCAUCAUGAUCAUUGGUGCCUUUAUCUUGAUGAUUAUGAGUUUUAUAGAAGUUGGUGGUUAUGAGCAAUUAGUGGACAGAUACUUCCAAUCUUGGUCCAACACAACCAGAGAUUAUUUAUUCAACACCACUUCUCCAAUGCAUAAAUAUGCUGAAUGUGGCAUUCCACCAAAAAAUGCAAUGAGUUUGCUCAGGGCAUACGAUGAUCCAAAUCUUCCUUGGCCUGGAGUGAUGUUUGGUCUUACAGUGUCUGCAGUUUGGUACUGGUGCACUGACCAAGUAAUUGUCCAGCGCUCACUUGCAGCCAAAAAUAUGACUCAUUCCAAAGGUGGUGCCAUAUUAGCUGGAUACCUCAAAUUUCUUCCUUUGUGGCUAAUUGUCUUUCCAGGAAUGAUUGCAAGGAUUCUCUUCCCAAAUGAGGUGGGCUGUGUGGACCCAGAUGAAUGUGAGAAAAUCUGUAGCAGCAGGACUGGUUGCACCAAUAUUGCAUAUCCAAAGCUAGUGUUGAAAAUAAUGCCAAAUGGACUAAAAGGUCUUAUGUUAGCUGUGAUGAUGUCUGCUCUCAUCUCUUCCCUUACAUCUAUAUUCAAUAGUAGCAGCACAAUCUUUACCAUGGACAUAUGGAAACAAUUCCGACCAAAAGCUUCUGACAGAGAACUUAUGAUUGUUGGAAGAGUCGCUGUACUUUUCCUAGCAGCUGUAAGUAUAGUUUGGAUCCCAAUUGUACAGAAUGUUCCCCAGAUGUUCAACUAUAUCCAGUCAGUAACCAGCUAUUUAGCUCCUCCAGUGUGUGCCAUAUUUGUCUUAGGAGUAUUCUGGAAACGAACAAAUGAACUGGGUGCCUUUGUUGGACUGAUGUCUGGAUUGUUUAUUGGUCUAUUGCGAUUUAUUUGGGAAUUUUCUUAUGCUAAUGUACCAUGUGGAGAAGAAGGAUCACGUCCAUCCAUUAUUACAGAUGUCCAUUAUUUACAUUUUGGCCUAAUCCUUUUUGGUAUUGUAAUAUUUAUAACAGUUGCUGUUAGUUUGGUUUCAAAACCGAAACCACCACAUGAACUGCAUAAUUUGACUUACUGGACAAGAAAUUGGAAACCAUUAUCCAAAGCAUCAACUGUGUCAAACAUAUCAGGAAGUGUGGCGAGCAAAUUAGAAAGUAUGGAGUGCAAAUCAGAAAGUAUGGAGUGCAAAUCAGAAAGACCUACCAAUGAAAACAAAUCACCCACAAAAUGGUAUGUUACUGCUUUCAACUGGAUUUGUGGUAUUGAAAAGCUUGCGCAACAGCCGGAAGAAUUAACUUUGGAACAGAAAAUUGAGCUACACGAGAAAAUGACUAAUAUCGAUGAAAAGCCAAAAUGGAAAAGAUUCACAAAUCUUAAUGCUAUUGCACUGAUUGUUCUAGCAACAUUCUUGUGGGGUUUCUAUCAUUAAAACACUGUUCAUCAAUGCUAGAUAAAGUUUGUUUAAUAUAAAAAUAUUGCAGGAUUCAAAUACAUUUUAGAAUUGAUGAAACAAAAUAUUAACUAAAAUGGCAUGUAAGUCUGUUGAACUGUAAUAUAGUAAAAAAAAAAAAAAUCUAGGACAUAACCAAUUUAUAUAUCUGUAAGUGUGUAUAUAUAUAUUUGUAUAUAUGUACUCUUGUGGAACAUCUCCCAUCUUCUGUACUGCCUAUACUCCCCACCCAACUGCUACUUGAGGGUAGGUCUCCAUGCAUCUCCAACACCAUCUAUUUCUCUCUCCCUCUCUCUUGUUACCUAUCUCUCUCCCUUUCUUUUCCCAACUGGGUAACCAAGUAUCUCCUUUGUAGUGAGACGCCUAUCUCUAUCCCUCUGCUAUAUCCUAACCUUUCACUUGGCACAAAGCCAUCUCCCUUGGUUCCACUUCCUCUCUCAGCCAGACGUUCUUCAUCUCACAAGUUACUUAAUGACCCUGCUAGUGUUCAUGCCAUGUAAAACACACCACUGCUGACACCAUAUAAAAUGCACCCAGUACAUUCUGCAUCCAGACUUAGAAACCAUGCCAAAGCAGACAGUGGACCCUGGUGCAGCUCCAGGCCUUGCCAACCAAUGCCAGCAUGGAAGACGGAUGCUAAAUGAUGAUCAUGGUGAUGUAUAUAUAUAUAUAUAUAUAUAUGUAUUUCUUUCUAUCUAUCUAUCGAUCUACCUACCUACCUACCUAUCUAUCUAUCUAUCUAUCUAUAGAUAGAUAGACAGCUAGAUAGAUAGGUAGAUAGACAGAUAGAUAGAUGGACAGACAGGCAGACAGACAGACAGACAGACAGACAGACAGGUAGCUAGGUAGAUAGAUUGACAGACAGAUUUAUAGAUAAAUAAUGAAUAGAUAUAUACAUAUACAUUCAUAGAUAUACACAAACACACACAUGUAUUUAAAGAAUAGCAGUGACAAUUAAAAUUCUCUAACCUUUCUAUUUGUCUUGUAAGCAAAAUAAGAGCAAAAAUAUUUUGUUCGUUUACACUUUUCCCACUGCACAACAUUAUCACAAUAUUAAUUUCAUUUUCUUUUUAAUGUUGGAAUUCAAAGUAGAUUAUCUUUCUUUAAAUUCUACUGAAAAAAAUUACAAUUUUCACUGGAAGAACAAAGUUUCUCAAAUGGGUUCUCAAAUGGAAAGUGAAAUUCAAAGGGUGCUUUGGCCCAAUGAUAGAAAGUUUGUCAUGUUUACUGGAGAUGUGGGUUCAAAUCCCAUGGACAGUCUUUCACUUUUUCUAUCCAAAAGAGGUAUUUCAACCAAACAAUUACAAGAUAUCGUUUAUAGCUUCAAGUUACACUAAAAAAGAAAAAUUAUUUUACCCUCCACCACGAAAUUACUGGCCCUGUGCCAAAAUUUAAAUUGAACAUUUUAUACUGGUAAUAUAUUUCUAUUGUCCUUUUUAACCCUUUCGUUACCAACCAGGCUCUAUAGUACAAAUGUCUUGUUUCCAUAAGUUCUGAAUUAAAAUCUUCCACCAAACCUUAGUCACAAUUUAUGUUCCUAACACUAGCUGAAUGCUAACAAAGUUAUUUUACUAAAUUCUUUGUUAUAUUUAAAAUUAAUUGAAAGAAACACAGAGCAUUUCAACAGAAAUAUGGUAAUAAAAUGGUUAAACUAUAUAAUAGAGAAACAAUUCUUAACCCUUUAAAUACCAACUCACCUGAAACUGCCUCUGGCUCUGGGUACAAAUGUCUUGUUCUCAAAAGUUUUGAAUUAAAAUCUUCCAGUAAACCUUAGUCACAAUUUAUGCUCCUAACACUAGCUUAAUGAUAACUAAGUUAUUUUACUAAAUUCUUUGUUAUAUUUAAAAUUAAUUGAAAGAAACACAGAGCAUCUCAAAAUAAAUGCAGUAACGAAAGGGUUAAAAAUAGAUCCUCCAUCAAAUCAGUUGUUCUGGUAGUUAGACUCAUUAACUCACUCAUUAGCUUAAUAUAUAAAUAGUUGAGUAUUCCUUAGAGAUAUGUACCCCUAAUGUAAAGUCACAGGCCAAAUCAGGAUCUUUGAACAAGGGGUAGAAUCCAUUGACUGGGCUUCCACACAGAUUCCAUCUAUCAAUUUUCGUCCACAUGACCUUGUUCAAUUCAAGGCUACGGUGAAAGAACUGCCCAAAAGAUCAAAUCUAGGAAUCCAUGAUUGUAAAGCAAGCAUUUUAAUCACUCAGCCAUGCUGUGAUCCAUUUCAUAACUGGAUCAGUAAAUCUAAGAAUUCAAGCUUGAAAGUUAAAAGUUUUCACUGCAUAUGAGACACUCCUUUUCUCUAAAUUGUCACCCCCUCUGCAAAUCUUAGAAUUUUUUAUUUGAAAUUUCCCACCACCUCCACCACCAACUGGCAAUGAUUCAUGUUAUGUCCGUCCACUAACAUGUUUCCUCUUGCUGCCUCAUAUAUAUAUAUAUAUAUAUAUAUAUAUAUGUAUGUAUGUAUAUUCAUCAUGUUGAUCCAUUAAACCCUACACAUUUUUUUCUCUCUCCAUUUUUUUUUACUUUCAAUGCUUUCUUUUGAAAAGUGUAGACUCAAAAUAUCAAAGACUUUUCUAUUCUUUCUGAGUGUCAAACUAAUACACCUGCUUGUUGCUCCUUCACCUGUCUCCAUCUCAUGUUUUCUGUAAAUUUGAACUAUAUAUAUAUA